This is a messenger RNA of Budorcas taxicolor (takin), 7211 nucleotides long. It is a transcript of the gene PLXNA2, whose product is annotated as plexin A2. The record is from RefSeq and is a predicted model, not a curated record. Gene Ontology annotation, molecular function: protein binding; semaphorin receptor activity. Gene Ontology annotation, biological process: negative regulation of cell adhesion; semaphorin-plexin signaling pathway involved in axon guidance; positive regulation of axonogenesis. Lineage: Eukaryota; Metazoa; Chordata; Mammalia; Artiodactyla; Bovidae. Gene Ontology annotation, cellular component: semaphorin receptor complex. The transcript has 32 exons. The coding region runs from base 301 to 5985 and encodes 1894 amino acids.
GGCUCGCGGGCCGGAGACCGAGGGGCCACUUCAGGAAUACAGAUAAGUGGCUGGUGGCUUGACGUGGAUUUUAAUGAAUUUGGACUCCAUGUGGAUGCGGUCGCCCGCGUGAUCGCGAGCCGUGGGCAGCCGGAGGAGCAGGCAGCGCGCCGGCCUCGGUAGCCGGCGGCCGAAGCGGUCGGACCGGGGAGGGAAGGACAGACCGACAUCUCCGAGCUGGAACCAUGUGAGGGCCAGGCCGGGGAGGCGGAGUUCGCGAGAGAUCGGAGGCCCUGUGUCCUGGCCCUCGGCCGGCUCAGGAUGGAACAGAGGAGGCCCGGGCCGCGGGCGGCAGACGGGGACGGCUGGCCUGUGGUCCUGCUCUCGGCCGUCUGCGUGCUGCUGGCGCCGCGGGCGGCCAGCGCGCCCCAGUUCAGCACCUUCCACUCGGAAAACCGCGACUGGACCUUCAACCACCUGACGGUGCACCGCGGGACCGGGGCGGUGUACGUGGGCGCCAUCAACCGCGUGUACAAGCUGACGGGCAACCUGACCAUCCAGGUGGCUCACAAGACAGGCCCGGAGGAGGACAACAAGUCCUGCUACCCGCCGCUGAUCGUGCAGCCCUGCGGCGAGGUGCUCACGCUGACCAACAACGUCAACAAGCUGCUCAUCAUCGACUACUCGGAGAACCGGCUGCUGGCCUGCGGCAGCCUGUACCAGGGCGUGUGCAAGCUGCUGCGGCUCGACGACCUCUUCAUCCUGGUGGAGCCGUCCCAUAAGAAGGAGCACUACCUAUCCAGCGUCAACAAGACGGGCACGAUGUACGGGGUGAUCGUGCGCUCCGAGGGCGAGGACGGCAAGCUCUUCAUCGGCACGGCCGUGGACGGCAAGCAGGACUACUUCCCCACGCUGUCCAGCCGCAAGCUGCCGCGCGACCCCGAGUCCUCCGCCAUGCUUGACUACGAGCUGCACAGCGACUUCGUCUCCUCGCUCAUCAAGAUCCCCUCCGACACCCUGGCCCUGGUGGCCCACUUCGACAUCUUCUACAUCUACGGCUUCGCCAGCGGGGGCUUCGUCUACUUCCUGACGGUCCAGCCCGAGACCCCCGAGGGCGUGGCCAUCAACUCGGCCGGGGACCUCUUCUACACCUCGCGCAUCGUGCGGCUCUGCAAGGACGACCCCAAGUUCCACUCCUACGUGUCCCUGCCCUUCGGCUGCACGCGGGCCGGGGUGGAAUACCGCCUCCUGCAGGCCGCCUACCUCGCCAAGCCCGGGGACGCGCUGGCGCGGGCCUUCAACAUCAGCGGCCAGGACGACGUGCUCUUCGCCAUCUUCUCCAAAGGGCAGAAGCAGUACCACCAGCCGCCGGAUGACUCCGCCCUCUGCGCCUUCCCCAUCCGCGCAGUCAACCUGCAGAUCAAGGAGCGCCUGCAGUCCUGCUACCAGGGCGAGGGCAACCUGGAGCUCAACUGGCUGCUGGGGAAGGACGUGCAAUGCACCAAGGCGCCGGUGCCCAUCGAUGACAACUUCUGUGGACUGGACAUCAACCAGCCACUUGGAGGCUCGGUCCCAGUGGAGGGCCUGACCCUGUAUGCCACCAGCCGGGACCGCAUGACCUCAGUGGCCUCCUACGUUUACAACGGCUACAGCGUGGUGUUCGUGGGGACAAAAAGCGGCAAGCUGAAAAAGAUUCGAGCCGAUGGUCCCCCCCACGGUGGGGUCCAAUAUGAGAUGGUCUCCGUGCUCAAAGAUGGGAGCCCCAUCCUCCGGGACAUGGCCUUCUCCAUCGACCAGCGCUACCUGUACAUCAUGUCCGAGAGGCAGAUCACCAGGGUCCCCGUGGAAUCCUGUGAGCAGUACACGACUUGCGGAGAGUGCCUGAGCUCGGGGGACCCUCACUGUGGCUGGUGUGCCCUGCACAACAUGUGCUCCCGCAGGGACCGGUGCCAGCGGGCCUGGGAGCCUAACCGAUUUGCCGCCAGCAUCAGCCAGUGCGUGAGGCUCGAGGUGCACCCCAGCAGCAUCUCCGUGUCUGAGCACAGCCGGCUGCUCAGCCUGGUUGUGAGCGAUGCCCCCGAUCUGUCUGUGGGCAUCUCCUGUGCCUUUGGGAACCUGACGGAGGUAGAGGGACAAGUAUCUGGGAGCCAGGUCAUCUGCAUCUCACCGGGACCCAAGGAUGUGCCUGUCAUCCCUCUGGAUCAGGACUGGUUUGGGCUAGAGCUGCAGCUGAGAUCCAAGGAGACAGGGAAGAUAUUCGUCAGCACUGAGUUCAAGUUCUACAACUGCAGUGCCCACCAACUGUGCCUGUCCUGUGUCAACAGCGCCUUCCGCUGCCAUUGGUGCAAAUACCGAAACCUCUGUACUCAUGACCCCACCACCUGCUCCUUCCAGGAGGGUCGGAUCAACAUUUCAGAGGACUGCCCCCAGCUGGUCCCCACCGAGGAGAUCCUGAUACCUGUCGGGGAAGUAAAGCCAAUCACCCUCAAGGCCCGAAACCUGCCCCAGCCUCAGUCUGGCCAGCGGGGCUAUGAAUGCGUCCUCAACAUCCAGGGGGCUGUCCACCGGGUCCCCGCCCUGCGCUUCAACAGCUCCAGCGUCCAGUGCCAGAACAGUUCGUACCAGUAUGACGGCAUGGACAUCAGCAACCUGGCUGUGGAUUUCGCCGUGGUGUGGAAUGGCAAUUUCAUCAUCGACAAUCCUCAGGACCUGAAAGUCCACCUCUACAAGUGUGCAGCCCAGCGGGAGAGCUGCGGCCUCUGCCUCAAGGCUGACCGGAAGUUUGAGUGUGGCUGGUGCAGCGGCGAGCGCAGAUGCACCCUCCGGCAGCACUGCGGCAGCUCCUCCAGCCCCUGGCUCGACUGGUCCAGCCACAACGUCAAGUGCUCCAACCCUCAGAUCACCGAGAUCCUGACAGUGUCCGGACCUCCUGAAGGGGGGACUCGAGUGACCAUCCACGGCGUGAACCUGGGCCUGGACUUCUCGGAGAUCGCCCACCACGUGCAGGUGGCCGGGGUGCCCUGCACGCCCCUGCCGGGGGAUUACAUCGUCGCUGAGCAGAUCGUCUGUGAGAUGGGCCACGCCCUCGUGGGAACCACCUCUGGGCCUGUGCGCCUGUGCAUUGGCGAGUGUCAGCCGGAGUUCAUGACCAAGUCCCAUCAACAGUACACCUUUGUGAACCCUUCUGUGCUGUCGCUCAACCCCACCCGCGGGCCUGAGUCUGGAGGCACCAUGGUGACCAUCACGGGCCACUAUCUCGGGUCUGGAAGCAGCGUGGCCGUUUACCUGGGCAACCAGACCUGCGAGUUCUACGGGCGGUCCAUGAACGAGAUCGUGUGCGUCUCGCCCCCGUCGUCCAAUGGGCUGGGGCCCGUCCCCGUCUCCGUGAGCGUCGACCGGGCCCGAGUGGACAGCAACCUGCAGUUCGAGUACAUAGACGACCCUCGGGUGCAGCGCGUCGAGCCCGAGUGGAGCAUUGCCAGUGGCCACACACCCCUGACCAUCACGGGCUUCAACCUGGAUGUCAUUCAGGAGCCGCGGAUCCGCGUCAAGUUUAACGGCAAAGAAUCUGUCAACGUGUGCAAAGUUGUGAACACCACCACCCUGACCUGCCUGGCACCCUCGCUGACCACGGACUAUCGGCCCGGCCUGGACACCGUGGAGCGGCCAGACGAGUUUGGAUUUGUCUUCAACAAUGUCCAGUCCUUGCUGAUUUACAACGACACCAAGUUCAUCUACUACCCCAACCCGACCUUUGAACUGCUCAGCCCUACUGGAGUCUUGGAUCAGAAGCCAGGAUCCCCCAUCAUUCUGAAGGGCAAAAAUCUUUGCCCUCCUGCCUCUGGAGGUGCCAAACUCAACUACACAGUGCUGAUUGGAGAGACCCCAUGUGCCGUUACCGUGUCCGAGACACAGCUCCUCUGCGAGCCUCCCAACCUCACGGGGGAGCACAAGGUCAUGGUCCACGUGGGCGGGAUGGUGUUCUCGCCCGGCUCCGUGAGCGUCAUCUCAGACAGCUUGCUGACCCUGCCCGCCAUUGUGAGCAUCGCGGCGGGAGGCAGCCUCCUGCUCAUCAUUGUCAUCAUUGUGCUCAUCGCCUACAAGCGCAAGUCUCGAGAGAAUGACCUCACUCUCAAGCGGCUCCAAAUGCAGAUGGACAACCUGGAGUCCCGUGUGGCCCUGGAGUGUAAGGAAGCUUUUGCCGAGCUCCAGACAGACAUCAACGAGCUGACCAGUGACCUGGACCGCUCAGGAAUCCCCUACCUGGACUAUAGGACCUAUGCUAUGCGAGUCCUAUUCCCGGGCAUCGAGGACCAUCCCGUCCUGCGUGAGCUGGAGGUGCAGGGCAACGGGCAGCAGCACGUGGAGAAGGCCCUGAAGCUCUUCGCGCAGCUCAUCAACAACAAGGUGUUCCUGCUGACCUUCAUCCGCACCCUGGAGCUGCAGCGCAGCUUCUCCAUGCGGGACCGCGGCAACGUGGCCUCGCUCAUCAUGACGGGCCUGCAGGGCCGCCUGGAGUACGCCACCGACGUCCUCAAGCAGCUGCUGUCCGACCUCAUCGAUAAGAACCUGGAGAACAAGAACCACCCCAAGCUGCUGCUCCGGAGGACAGAGUCUGUGGCGGAAAAGAUGCUGACCAAUUGGUUUGCCUUCCUCCUGCACAAGUUCCUGAAGGAGUGUGCUGGGGAGCCGCUGUUCAUGCUGUACUGCGCCAUCAAGCAGCAGAUGGAGAAGGGCCCCAUCGACGCCAUCACUGGCGAGGCGCGCUACUCGCUGAGCGAGGACAAGCUCAUCCGGCAGCAGAUCGACUACAAGACCCUGAUUCUGAACUGCGUCAACCCUGACAACGAGAACAGCCCGGAGAUCCCAGUGAAGGUGUUAAACUGUGACACCAUCACGCAGGUCAAGGAGAAGAUCCUCGAUGCAGUCUACAAGAACGUGCCCUACUCCCAGCGGCCCAGGGCUGUGGACAUGGACUUGGAGUGGCGACAAGGCCGGAUCGCCAGGGUCGUGCUACAGGACGAGGACAUCACGACCAAGAUCGAGGGCGACUGGAAGAGGCUAAACACGCUCAUGCACUAUCAGGUGUCAGACAGAUCGGUGGUGGCCCUGGUCCCCAAGCAGACCUCUUCCUACAACAUCCCCGCCUCUGCCAGCAUCUCCCGGACGUCCAUCAGCAGAUACGACUCCUCCUUCAGGUACACAGGCAGCCCCGACAGCCUGCGGUCGCGGGCACCCAUGAUCACCCCGGACCUGGAGAGCGGGGUCAAGGUGUGGCACCUGGUGAAGAACCACGACCACGGGGACCAGAAGGAGGGGGACCGGGGCAGCAAGAUGGUGUCAGAGAUCUACCUGACCCGGCUGCUGGCCACCAAGGGCACCCUGCAGAAGUUCGUGGACGACUUGUUUGAGACCUUGUUCAGCACUGUGCACCGGGGCAGCGCGCUCCCCCUGGCCAUCAAGUACAUGUUCGAUUUUCUGGAUGAGCAGGCAGACAGACACAGCAUCCAUGACACAGACGUGCGGCACACUUGGAAGAGCAACUGCCUCCCUCUGCGCUUCUGGGUGAAUGUGAUCAAGAACCCCCAGUUUGUAUUUGACAUCCACAAGGGCAGCAUCACGGAUGCCUGCCUCUCCGUGGUAGCCCAGACCUUCAUGGACUCUUGCUCAACUUCAGAGCACCGGCUGGGCAAGGACUCGCCUUCCAACAAGCUGCUCUACGCCAAGGACAUCCCCAGCUACAAGAGCUGGGUGGAGAGAUACUAUGCAGACAUUGCCAAACUCCCCGCCAUCAGUGACCAGGACAUGAAUGCCUACCUCGCCGAGCAGUCCCGCCUGCAUGCCGUGGAGUUCAACAUGCUGAGUGCCCUCAAUGAGAUCUACUCGUAUGUCAGCAAGUACAGCGAAGAGCUCAUCGGCGCGCUGGAGCAGGACGAGCAGGCACGGCGCCAGCGGCUGGCGUACAAGGUGGAACAGCUCAUCAACGCCAUGUCCAUUGAGAGCUGAGAGAUGGAGCCUCCCAUUCCUGGGAAGAGGGACCCACGAAAGCUGUCACACUGGGUGUCUCAGAAGGAAGGACAAGUGAAGGGGGUCAGGCCCCAGAGCUUGCUGUCUCCUGAGACCCUAACCCUGGGGAGAGGGGAGGGCCCCUCUCCCCACGCCAGCCAAGUUUCGUCCCAGCUGGUCCCUGCAGGGAGAGACCAGCAGCAUCACAGCCACCCACGACGAGAGGGAUGCAGGGGCCUGGAGAAGGUGGUUCUUCAAGCUGAGAGGCGCAGCUGGGCACGGUUCUGCCUCUGUGACUGCUGCUUUGCAUGAAAACUCAUUUGAUGUAUAUUGGGGAAAUAAUGAGAACUUUAUUUAAUUUUUUUUUAAGAAAAAGGAAAACCAGAAAUAAAACAAAAAGCCUCCCUGUUCAUCCCGUCCAACUUUCGUUUAAUUCUGCUUUCUGUCCCCCUUCCUUCUUUUGCCCCUGUCCCUCCUUCCUCGCACAACUCCUGGUUCCCAACAACUGGAAAAAAAGCCUACAAAGAGAUGCUGAGAGAAAUUGAUCGUUUCCUUGCCUUUGAAACCUUCUUUGUCUAAGAAGUGAGGAGGAGAAGAAUGAGCACAAGUUGGCACCAAACGCUCCGAAGGAAGAGUGGCCGAUGAAGCCAGAAGAGGUGGGGAAGGUGGGACUUUGCACCAACAGCCGAGCCCCCAGGCUCCACCUGCUGACAGAAAGCUGAGCUUUAUGUCCGCACGUCCGUGCGUCCUCUUCUCCAGCAGACAUGUGUGUCUCAAGAGCACCGAUGCUUUUUGCUACUGUUUGGUUGUUUUCUUUAAACCCAAACCUCAACAAGUGAGGAGCUGAUUUUGGUACUUUUCCUUCGGGUUUCCCUACAGUGACUACCAGACAUGAGAGCUGGGCCUCUCUCAGAGGGGACACCCGGUCUCCCGAAGGAUGCUGGGCAGCUCUGCCUUAUAUCCAUCCCCGUUGUAAACCAGGCUCGCCGGGAGCAGGGCCCUGGAGGAGCGCGGGCCAGGCCUCUGGGAGGUUCCAUUCGGGAGCCGACGGGGGGACAUGGGUGUUCAGACUCUGCUCCAGUCUGCCCGUGGUUUCUUACAAUUAAAAAGAAAACAAAAAUCAAACACUGUUUACAGCAAGCAAUACUUGAAGAGCAUAGGUUCAAGAAGCUGCAGUAUUUAUUGUUGUGCUUUCUUUGUUUUAUUCUCUUGUGCCUAGAGAGGGG